This is a messenger RNA of Epinephelus fuscoguttatus (brown-marbled grouper), 6040 nucleotides long. RefSeq names its product host cell factor C1b (gene hcfc1b). Bases 731 to 5302 code for a protein of 1523 amino acids. Gene Ontology annotation, biological process: chromatin remodeling; regulation of DNA-templated transcription. Gene Ontology annotation, molecular function: transcription coactivator activity; protein binding. The record is from RefSeq and is a predicted model, not a curated record. Gene Ontology annotation, cellular component: histone methyltransferase complex. The transcript has 28 exons. NCBI's taxonomy places the organism in Eukaryota, Metazoa, Chordata, Actinopteri, Perciformes, Serranidae.
GACUUGUGUGUGUUAUUAUCAUGUACAGUCCCUAACAUCAUGGCUGUGGUCUGCAGAUGUGUGUCUGAUGUGUAAACACUGUGAGGUGACUGACACCCUGCGGUGGACCAGCUGACUGUUAGCAGUUAGCCACUUAGCUUCUCUCCCUGUGUUUUGUUUGAUUGCUGUUAGCAGCGAGAUGGCGGCUUCCAUCCCGGCGCACAGACGCUCUGCUUUGCAUCUUUAACAGCGGCUCUCGGUCCCCACGGUGCCCCCUCACACUGAUGCAUGGAGCGGCCGUGUGGCGCUUUCUCCCGCAGCUGGAUGUGUGAUUCUGCUGGUUUCUGUUAGCCAGAGCAGCUCCCGGCGGUUCGCUACCGACACUGCUCAGCGUUCACCGGGCAGGCUGCUGCAGUCUCUGGGCUAGCUAAACACACAGGUCCCUUUUAGACCCCCAAACUAGUCCCUGUUAAAGCCACAGACUGGUCUCUGUUAGAGCCACAGACUGGAUCACCAGAGGAGGAGGUUAAUUCACUCUGUUAAAUAAAACAGACGGAAUCUGUGAUCCCGUCUGAAAAAAAGCUAGCUAGCUAGCUUCAGUUGGCUAGUUAGCCUCAGGAGCUAGUUAGCAGGCCGAUGCUAAUCCUGAGCAGCUGUUAGCAAACCGGAGACUUGUAUUUUUUCGACUUAAUUUGGAUUUUUUUCACCCCAUCACUGAGGACCGGGAGAGGAGCACCCUGACAGCAUCGUCAUGGCUUCCGAACCUGCGGUGGUGCAGCCCCGCUGGAAGCGCGUCCUGGGCUGGACCGGCCCGGUCCCACGGCCCCGGCACGGGCACCGAGCCGUGGCUAUCAAGGAGCUAAUGGUGGUUUUCGGCGGAGGGAACGAGGGGAUCGUGGAUGAGCUGCACGUUUAUAACACCGCCACCAACCAGUGGUUCAUCCCUGCAGUGCGAGGCGACGUCCCCCCUGGAUGUGCCGCCUACGGCUUCGCAUGUGACGGGACAAGGCUGCUGGUGUUUGGAGGGAUGGUCGAAUAUGGAAAAUACAGCAGUGACCUGUACGAGCUGCAGGCGAGUCGUUGGGAGUGGAAACAUCUAAAGGCCAAGGCUCCAAAGAAUGGGCCGCCCCCCUGCCCCCGCCUCGGACACAGCUUCUCUCUGAUUGGCAGUUGCUGCUACCUGUUUGGAGGACUGGCCAAUGACAGUGAAGACCCCAAGAACAACAUCCCCAGGUAUCUGAACGACCUGUACCGUCUGGAGCUGCGACCGAUCUCCAGCGUGGUCGGCUGGGAGAUCCCGACAACUUCAGGUCCGCCGCCGCCACCUAGAGAGAGUCACACGGCUGUGGUGGCGAAUGGUCGCAACGGCAACAGACUCAUCAUCUACGGAGGGAUGAGCGGCUGCAGACUGGGAGACCUGUGGGUGCUCCACACAGAUUCUCUGACGUGGAGUAAACCGGCCCUAAAUGGAACCGCCCCCCUCCCCCGCAGCCUGCACUCUGCCACCACCAUCAACAACAAGAUGUAUGUGUUUGGAGGUUGGAUUCCUCUGGUGAUGGAUGAUGUCAAAGUGGCAACUCAUGAGAAGGAGUGGAAGUGUACCAACACACUGGCCUGUCUCAACCUGGACUCGAUGUGUUGGGAGACGGUCCUGAUGGACAGUCUGGAGGAGAACGUCCCCAGAGCUCGAGCAGGUCACUGCAGCGUGGCCAUCAACUCAAGACUCUACAUCUGGAGCGGCAGAGAUGGAUACAGGAAGGCCUGGAACAACCAGGUGUGCUGCAAGGACCUCUGGUACCUGGAGACAGAGCGUCCCUGCGCUCCCUCCCGGGUGCAGCUGGUCCGAGCCAACACCACGUCUCUUGAGGUGAGCUGGGGUCCAUCACAGACAGCUGAGACUUACCUGCUGCAGGUGCAGAAGUACGACAUCGGCUCACCUGCCUCUAGCCCCGCCCCCAACCCCAUCCCCACUGCCACACCUGCGACCAGCUCCCCCAAGACCCCUGCCCCCAUCACCAUGCCACCAGCUAACCAAACUGUCCCGCUGUCUGGCAUCACGCUGGUUCCCUCCCCCACUGCCUCCGUACCUGGAAGCCCAUUGGCUGCCACUGCCAAAUCACCAGCUGUCCUGAGGAUGGCAGCAGCUCCAGGUGCAGCAGGCGGACCCUCCAUUGUCACAGUGAGACAGGCUGCGCCAAAGUCUCCGGUCACCGUGACGACACUUCCUGCAGGUGUUCGUAUGGUCGUACCCGCUCAGGCUGGUCAGGGGACGCCAACAGGAAGCAGUCCUCAGAUGAGUGGUAUGGCUGCACUGGCGGCGGCGGCUGCAGCGACCCAAAAGAUCCCUCCAUCCACAGCAACGGUGCUCAACGUCCCCGCUGGAGCAACUGUUGUAAAGACGGUGAGUAACCCGGCCACUAGAAUGCUGAAGACUGCUGCUGCUCAGGUGGGCGGAGUCCCUGUAGUCUCCACCCCCGGGACCCCUGGCCGACCAAUCAUCACAGUGCACAAGUCGGGCACGGUGACGGUGUCCCAGCAGGCUCAGGUGGUCACCACAGUGGUGGGCGGAGUCACAAAGACCAUCACACUCGUUAACAGUCCUCUCAGUGUGGGAGGAGGCGGGGCUCUGAUCGGUAACCUUGGUAACCUGGGGAAGAUGAUGUCCGUGGUUCAGACCAAACCAGUUCAGAGUGGAGCAGCUACUGGUCAGACUGUGGGCAACCCAGUCACCCAGAUCCUCCAGGCGAAGGCCGGCCUCCCAGCAGGGACCAUCCUGAAGCUGGUGACCUCAGCAGACGGUAAACAAACCACCAUUCUCAGCACCGCCCAGGCUGGUGUCGCCCCGGCAACCUCCAAACCUGGGACUACCUACAUUAAGACCAUCCCAGUGUCAGCACUGCAGGGUGGGGCAGGUGCCAACAGUCCAAUCACAAUCCUGACCACCAAAAUGGUGACACCAGGUACUGCUGGGACGAUCAUCACCACUGUCCCCAAGAUCUCUGCAGGCGGCCAGCAGGGGCUCACACAGGUGGUGCUAAAAGGAGCUCCGGGGACGCCUGGUUCAAUCCUCAGGACCGUCCCAAUGGGCGGAGUCAGACUGGUGUCACCGGGAGUUGGCGGCGCCAAACCCACCGUCACCACACUGGUUGUCAAGGGAACCACAGGUAUGUCCAGUCAGGGGACAGUAACAGGAAGUAUCUCCACCACAGUGGCAGGAGGAGCUGUUUCAGCUGCUAAUGCCUCCCUGGCAACACCCAUCACAACCCUGGCAACCAUUGCCACGCUGGCCAGCCAGGUUACUACAGCAACUGCAGCAGCGGGACAUAAACAGGUGACUCUGAUCACGACUCCGAGUGGUGCCGAGGCUCAGCCGCUGGUCCAAGAUCUGCCCGUCACCUUCAUGGCUUCACCUACCUCAGAAGAACCUGGAAGUACGACAAGUACUACUACAACUGCUACUGCGGCGGCAACCAUGGGCGGCAGUGAUAGAGUGUGCUCCAACCCGCCCUGUGAGACCCACGACACGGGAACCACCAACACCGCCACAGUCGCCACAGCAACCAUGGGUGGCAACGACAGAGUGUGCUCCAACCCGCCCUGUGAGACCCACGACACAGGAACCACCAACACCGCCACCGUCGCCUCGGCAACCAUGGGUGGCAACGACAGAGUGUGCUCCAACCCGCCCUGUGAGACCCACGACACAGGAACCACCAACACCGCCACCACAGCUGGAGCGGGAGGACUUCGUCAGGUGUGUUCAAAUCCUCCGUGUGAGACCCAUGAAACAGGAACCACCAACACCGCCACCACAGCGACAGCUCAGCAGGGUGGAGACGGUCUGCAGGGAGACGCCGCCUCCUCCUCAUCUGACCCCACCUCCUCCAUGUCCGACACUGCCUCCUCCACCACAGCCAGUCAGAGCAGAGCUGUUACCACGGUUACACAGGCCACACCCACCCCUGGCCCAUCUAUACCUGAGAUCUCCUCAUUGGUCAGGGCAGAGUCCUCUGAUGCUGUUGCCAUGGCGACAGCAGCAGCAGCAGAGGAGGGGGAGGAGCCUAUGCAGAUGGCGGUCCCAGUGUUACAGGUUCACAUGGAGGGCAGCGCAGCAGCAGCACAGACGGACGGUCUCCCUCAGGAGCUGAUGUCAUCAGAAGGGGAUGGAGGUGAGGAGGUCUCCGGGGCUACGACCCUGAUGGUGACAGGACUGACCUCCGAUCAGCUGGCUGUUACCACGGCAACAGAGGAGGCAGUUCAGCAGGCGACCAUACGGGCGGUCCUGCAGGCAGCAGCACAGAUGGGAGGGGGGGCGGUGGAUCAGUCCAUCCCCAUCGUUCUGACCCAGCAGGAGCUGGCAGCUCUGGUCCAGCAGCAGCAGGACAUCCACAACCAUCCAGAGUCAGAGCCAGCGGAGCAGAGCAGCGUGCCUACAGAGGGCCUUGCUCCAGCAGACAGCCUGAAUGACCCGUCAGCAGAGAGUACCCAGCUGACAUCAUCAGCAGUGACCAGCGCCGUAGCUCGAUUGGCCAGUACGUUUGGACCCGCCCCGCCUCUGACUUCAGGGGGCGUUAUCAAGAUUGAACCUACGGCCUCCGAGGUGACCAAUGGUGUUGCAGCAGCCGCAGGGAAGCAGAAGGUGACAUCAUCGGCGAAAGAAAGUCGCUGGUAUGACGUCGGCAUCGUCAAGGUUACCAACAUGGUGGUCACACAUUACUACGUCCCCUACGAUGACAACAUGGCCGACGAUGACUCAGGUGUGGUCCCAGACUACAGUCAGAUGAGGAAGGUGGAGCUGCAGCCGGGGACAGCGUAUAAGUUCCGUGUCGCAGGGAUCAAUAUCUGCGGCCGCGGAGCGUUUUCCGAGGUGUCGGCCUUCAAAACGUGUCUUCCUGGUUUCCCUGGAGCGCCGUGCGCCAUCAAGAUCAGCAAGAACCUGGACGGGGCCCAGCUGACCUGGGAGCCUCCUGCAGUCACGUCAGGGAGGAUCACGGAGUACUCGGUGUACCUGGCCAUCCAGUCCAGCCAGGCCACCUCCUCCGGCUCAGGUGCGGCCCAGCUGGCCUUCAUGAGGGUGUACUGCGGCCCCACCCCGUCCUGCCUGGUCCAGUCCACUAGCCUCGCCAACGCCCACAUCGACUACACCACCAAGCCCGCCAUCAUCUUCCGCAUCGCUGCUCGCAAUCAGAAGGGUUACGGGCCGGCCACGCAGGUCCGAUGGCUCCAAGACAGCAGUAAAGACAACAAACCAGCUGUAAAGAGACCGGGAGCCUCGCCUGACGUAAAACCUGUCGGGCCAAAGAAGUUCAAAACUGACCAAUAGGAGGAGCCGCCGUUCUGCUGGGGACUGUGAUUGGUUAACGUUGUCUGAAGCCCCGCCCUGCAGCUGGUUCCUGUGACAUCGCGGAGGAGGGGGGCUCUGACUGCUUCAAAAUAAAAGACUUGUAGGAUAUUUGUACAUUUUCAACCAAUCGGAACUUGACGUUUUCGGUCGUCAUGGAGAAGGUGAGGGGCGGAGCCAACAGCUUUUCACCCAAUAAAGUUUGAAUUUAUUAAAAGUAGUUAUAGCUGUCCGUCUGUCUUAGAUCCCACCCCCGUGAUGUCAUGAUAAGGUCAUGUGGUGUCAGUGGGCGGAGUCUCUGCAGAGGGGCGUGGUUAAAACCAGCUCUGUUGUAAAUUAUUUUCUUUCUGUAGCAUCAAAAAAUAUUUAGUUUAUCAUUUUUUUUUAUAAAUGUCUGCAAGAAAAGUGUUAUUAUUUCUUCUUCUGUGGUUUCUGUUUCUUCAUCUGUUGAUCGAGAGCUGGUUGGCCGCAAUGACGGAGCUCACCCAUUGGUCAGUUUGUCUGAGCAGGAAGUCAAACCUGUCGUUUGUGAAUAUUCUCUGGAACAAUAAAGAUUUUUAGAGCAUUUUUUUUACCGGCCACAUGGAGUCCACUUCCUGUCAGUGAUCAGAUGUCAUGACAAAAGACUCUGUUUCCUGUUUCUGUUCAGGUGUUUACAUGUAGACACUACCUCAGCUGUGUGUUGAUGGCGGAGUCCGCCGCUCAGUCUGGAUCAUCUGA